UCCUCCUGCGUCCUAGAGCCGCAGCCCCCCGCGCGUGUGGCGGACCCUGGGGACGCCAGGUCACCCUGCGGCCCCGGCCUCCCGCCGCGCUUCAGGCAUUAUGGUCAUGAAAGCUUCUGUAGAAGAUGAUGAUUCAGGAUGGGAGCUCAGUCUACCAGAAAAGAUGGAAAAAAGCAAUACAAGCUGGGUGGACAUAACCCAAGAUUUUGAAGAAGCUUGUCGAGAAUUAAAGUUGGGAGAACUGCUUCAUGAUAAGCUGUUUGGUCUUUUUGAAGCCAUGUCUGCCAUUGAAAUGAUGGAUCCCAAGAUGGACGCUGGCAUGAUUGGAAACCAAGUUAAUCGAAAAGUUCUCAAUUUUGAACAGGCUAUUAAGGAUGGCACCAUUAAAAUUAAAGACCUCACCUUGCCUGAAUUGAUAGGGAUAAUGGAUACUUGUUUUUGCUGUUUGAUAACAUGGUUAGAAGGCCAUUCCUUGGCACAGACCGUAUUUACGUGCCUUUACAUUCAUAAUCCAGACUUUAUAGAAGAUCCUGCCAUGAAAGCUUUUGCUCUGGGAAUCCUAAAAAUCUGUGAUAUUGCAAGAGAAAAAGUAAAUAAAGCUGCUGUUUUUGAAGAGGAAGAUUUUCAGUCAAUGACAUAUGGAUUUAAAAUGGCUAACAGUGUGACAGACCUUCGAGUUACAGGCAUGCUAAAAGAUGUGGAGGAUGACCUGCAAAGAAGAGUAAAGAGUACUCGAAGUCGACAAGGAGAAGAAAGAGAUCCAGAAGUUGAACUGGAACACCAGCAGUGUUUAGCAGUAUUCAGCAGGGUGAAAUUCACUCGAGUGUUAUUGACAGUGCUUAUAGCCUUUACUAAGAAAGAGACCAGUGCUGUUGCAGAAGCUCAAAAAUUGAUGGUUCAAGCAGCAGAUCUUCUUUCUGCCAUUCACAAUUCAUUGCAUCAUGGCAUCCAGGCUCAGAAUGAUACUACAAAAGGAGAUCAUCCAAUUAUGAUGGGUUUUGAGCCCCUUGUUAACCAGAGGCUACUUCCACCUACCUUCCCUCGAUAUGCAAAAAUAAUUAAAAGGGAAGAAAUGGUCAACUAUUUUGCAAGAUUGAUAGAUAGAAUAAAAACUGUUUGUGAAGUGGUCAAUUUAACAAAUUUGCAUUGUAUCCUGGAUUUUUUCUGUGAAUUUAGUGAACAAUCACCUUGUGUUCUUUCAAGAUCUCUAUUGCAAACCACUUUCUUGGUGGAUAACAAAAAAGUUUUUGGAACCCAUCUCAUGCAAGACAUGGUGAAGGAUGCACUUCGGUCUUUUGUCAGUCCUCCGGUGCUCUCCCCAAAGUGCUGCCUAUAUAAUAAUCACCAGGCUAAGGACUGUAUUGACUCCUUUGUUACUCACUGUGUUCGGCCCUUCUGUAGUCUUAUUCAGAUCCAUGGACAUAAUAGGGCUCGACAGAGAGAUAAGCUUGGGCAUAUUCUUGAGGAAUUUGCUACCUUGCAGGAUGAGGCAGAGAAGGUUGAUGCAGCCCUUCACACUAUGCUGUUGAAACAGGAACCUCAGAGGCAACAUUUGGCCUGUUUAGGUACCUGGGUCCUGUAUCAUAACCUUCGAAUUAUGAUCCAGUAUCUUCUGAGUGGCUUUGAAUUGGAACUCUACAGCAUGCAUGAGUACUACUACAUAUAUUGGUAUCUAUCAGAAUUCCUUUAUGCGUGGUUAAUGUCAACAUUAAGUCGUGCUGAUGGCUCUCAGAUGGCAGAGGAAAGGAUCAUGGAAGAGCAGCAGAAAGGCCGGAGCAGUAAAAAAACAAAGAAAAAGAAGAAAGUUCGCCCAUUGAGCCGAGAGAUCACAAUGAGCCAGGCAUAUCAGAACAUGUGUGCUGGAAUGUUUAAAACCAUGGUAGCAUUUGACAUGGAUGGCAAAGUACGAAAACCCAAGUUUGAGCUGGAUAGUGAACAAGUUCGAUAUGAGCACAGAUUUGCUCCAUUCAACAGUGUAAUGACCCCACCCCCAGUGCACUAUCUGCAGUUCAAGGAAAUGUCUGACCUCAAUAAAUACAGCCCUCCUCCUCAGUCUCCAGAACUGUAUGUGGCAGCUAGUAAGCACUUUCAACAGGCAAAAAUGAUCCUGGAAAAUAUCCCAAACCCAGACCAUGAGGUGAAUAGAAUUUUAAAGGUUGCCAAACCCAACUUUGUGGUCAUGAAGUUAUUAGCAGGAGGACACAAAAAGGAAUCUAAGGUUCCUCCUGAAUUUGAUUUCUCUGCUCACAAAUACUUUCCUGUUGUGAAACUUGUUUGAGAGACACUGAAUGGGGACCACCAAGGGGCAGAAUCUACUUUCAGAUUCUAAGGGGAUCCAUCCGUCAAUCUCAGCACAUAACAUGAAGUGAAAUGGAUUUCUUGGAUAACAGCCUAUUAUAAGAAAUACUUUUAAUUUGACAGCCUUAUACGAUGUGAAUGAAAACUGCUGUUUUAAAGUGGUUUAUGUUCCACGGAUGAAACUGGGCUUACUGAAUGCGGUGAUGAACGUUACAUGGUUUUAUUACAGAUUUAAUCAUAAAUCAUUUUUUAAUGAAUGAGUGAAAAUAGUGUUUGUAAAGGUUAAUAAAUUUCUUGACAAAAAAAAUGCACUACUGGAAAUGAAAAACAACAGCACUUUGUUGAUGCAUGUUAGGAAUUGAAGGUGUUUACUCUUGAGUAGUUCAAACAUUACUCAAAAGAAGUUUCAAAACAAGGGAUUGAUCAAACAUGUGAAUGGGGUUUUGGCAGAAUACAUUUAAAAGGGAAUAUGCAGGGUGGGGGAACCUCUAACCUACCUAGGGAGACUAAAUUACAUGGGGAUUGUGAUUUUGUGUCAUGAUGUCUUAAAUUAUAUACCUAUAAGGAUAUAGAAGUUUUUUUUUUUUUUUUAACAUCCUUUAACUGUUCCUUUUGGCACUUUUAAAACAUUAUGCAUAAUGUUUGCUACUGACAUUAUUUAAGAGGUAAGAAUGUGUAAAUUUUUAGGGUAAGGUUUCAAUAUGGCAUACUCCUUUUUGUUUACUACUACAUACUCAAUUUAACCCUUGAAAUGUUUUCACUGGGGUUCUUUCCAGUAUCUGCUAGCUUCGAAAACUUAAAGGUACAGUUGGAUUUAAGUGCCCAGUGCCAGAGGCCCUACCCUAUCCUUUGCUGCUUAUUCUAAUUCCUGUCUCAUGCUGCUGUGGAGUUUUAUUUUGGUUUAGAUUGUAUCAUUUUAUUCUAAGGACUAAGGAUAGAAAAUAAGCAUUUGUCUCAAUUGGUUAGGGCCUUGGUUUAUAAAACUCAUAUGAAGUUUAUGCAUAAUUUAAAGAAGAUAAUACUUCAAAGUCCUUUAACUUUCCCAAAGAUGUGUUUCACAGGCACACCAACAAGGCUGGAAGCAUUUUAUUUUAGCUUUUAAAAAAGUGCAUGUGAUGAUAGCAACUUUGAGUAAUUCUUCAAUGUAUGCAUCAUCAGAAUUUUAUAAGGCAGUUUUUAAGGGACAGUGUUUUGUACACUUUAAGAAAGUAUUGCUCUCUUUGUGGAGAAAUAAGACAUUUUCAAAGUCUAAGCUAAUGAUACGGGGGAAAAAAACAUCGCCUACAUUUAAUGGAAUCUUUUUGUAUUUUUUGGAAAAUCCAGAGACAAGGAUUAGAAGUUGUAGAGUAUCCUAUUAACUACCAAUUAUUUAUAAUUAAUAAUCUCUUAGUGGGAGUAGACCAAU
This is a messenger RNA of Nyctereutes procyonoides (raccoon dog), 3703 nucleotides long. It is a transcript of the gene NAA35, whose product is annotated as N-alpha-acetyltransferase 35, NatC auxiliary subunit. Gene Ontology annotation, cellular component: NatC complex. The record is from RefSeq and is a predicted model, not a curated record. The transcript is spliced from 23 exons. Gene Ontology annotation, biological process: N-terminal peptidyl-methionine acetylation. The coding region runs from base 101 to 2278 and encodes 725 amino acids. NCBI's taxonomy places the organism in Eukaryota, Metazoa, Chordata, Mammalia, Carnivora, Canidae.